Molecule: messenger RNA, 1333 nt
Organism: Andrographis paniculata
Lineage: Eukaryota; Viridiplantae; Streptophyta; Magnoliopsida; Lamiales; Acanthaceae
Product: pectin acetylesterase 8-like
Exons: 12
Coding region: 93-1262 (389 amino acids)
Biological process (GO): cell wall organization
Cellular component (GO): plant-type cell wall
Molecular function (GO): pectin acetylesterase activity
Source: RefSeq, a predicted model, not a curated record
AAGGUUUGAAGAUUAUUAUUUAUUUUUUUCCCAAUUCUUCGAUUGUUUUGUAAAUUUUGAUUUUAGAAACGUGGGAUUUAUGCAGAGGAAUAAUGGAUGGGAAUUUGGUGCAAAUGUUUGUGGUUUUUAUUAUAAUGAUUUUGGUGCGAUCAGCUGAAAGCUUAUUUGUUGAAAUUACUAUUCUACCAAGUGCUGUGGCCAAAGGAGCAGUUUGUUUGGAUGGAAGCCCGCCGGCAUAUAAUUUCGACAAGGGAUUUGGAUCUGGAAUCAAUAAUUGGCUUGUUGAUAUUGAGGGAGGAGGGUGGUGCCAUAAUCUCACGAGUUGCUUGCAACGAAAGAACACUCGAUUGGGUUCAUCGAAUCUAAUGGAUAAACAACGUGCAUUUUCUGCGAUUCUUAGCAAUGAACAACAAUUUAAUCCUGACUUCUACAAUUGGAAUAGAGUAAGUGUUCGAUAUUGUGAUGGAUCAUCGUUCACCGGUGACAUAGAAGCCGUCGAUCCUAAAACUAAUCUUCAUUACAGAGGGGCGAGAGUUUUUGUUGCUAUCGUGGAAGAUUUAAUGGCAAAGGGAAUGAAAAAUGCCCAAAAUGUGAUUCUAUCGGGAUGUUCAGCUGGGGGAUUGACAUCGAUGCUUCAUUGUGAUUAUUUCAAAUCUCUUUUUCCUGCAAGGACUAAAGUAAAGUGUUUUUCCGAUGCUGGUUUUUUCAUUAAUGCGAAAGACAUCUCCGGAGGUCCCCAUAUCGAAAGAUACUUCAAUGAUGUCGUUACGACUCAUGGAUCGGCCAAAAAUUUGCCUAAGUCAUGCACCUCAAAAUUGAACCCAAGUCUGUGCUUCUUCCCACAAAACUUCGCCGGAGGAAUUCAGACGCCUCUUUUCAUUAUAAAUGCCGCGUACGAUUCAUGGCAGGUGAGGAAUAUCUUGGCACCCGGUGAUGUAGAUCCACGGGGUACUUGGCAAGCUUGUAGGGAUGAUAUUACCAAAUGUUCGCCGGCUCAGCUACAGACAUUGCAAGGAUAUAGAAGGGAGUUUAUAAAUGCAUUGAAUGGAUUAGGGCGAUCUAUGUCGCGAGGUUACUUCAUCAAUUCUUGUUAUACCCAUUGUCAAUCUGUCUUUCAAGAUACUUGGUUUUCCGGCAAUUCUUCCUCUUUAGAUGGCAAGACAAUUGCCAAAGCGGCCGCGGACUGGUUCUAUGAUACAAGUCCAUUUCAAAAAAUUGAUUGUCCUUAUCCUUGUGAUAAAACCUGUCACAAUCGUAUUUAGUGAGGCCAAGUGUAAUCGACACAUAUGCAUGCCGAGAAAAUAAAUUGAUAUCAUUUCGAUCAAUUUGAAAG